Molecule: messenger RNA, 1818 nt
Organism: Angiostrongylus costaricensis
Lineage: Eukaryota; Metazoa; Nematoda; Chromadorea; Rhabditida; Metastrongylidae
Source: the annotation of a GenBank genome assembly
AUGCUUAAAACUGUACUGAAUCCAGGUUUUGUCGGCAUAAAUUGCGAGCGAUCCGCCGCUUUGCAGACGUGUCCUCCAGGUUUCUGGGGAAAAUUCCCGUACUGCAAACUGUGCUCAUGCCCUGAAGGAUUUGAGACGCAAUGCAACAAGGAAAAUGGAGAAUGCCGUUGCCCGAAAUUCCAAUACUCCCUUGGUGGUCGAUGUGUAAGUUGUGAGUGCGGAUAUGGCGCAUCUACUCUCCAGUGUUCUACAGAUGGUCAGUGCCAGUGUGGCGGAGAAGCCAGUGGUCGAAGGUGUGAUCGCUGUAUACUCGACAAUCAUGUUCUUGAUGCAAAGACGUUGAAGUGUUUACCAGUUCGAGGACACUGCCCAUCACAAAUCCAGUUCGGCGUUCAAUGGCCAACAACACCAAAAGGCACCACUGCUCGUCAGUCCUGUCCUAAUGCUCAAACCGGAUUAGCAACCAGAUCAUGUAGUGAGGAUGGACGAUGGCUCGAAUCUUCUCAAGUGAUUUCCUCAAGUGAUUCAUUCAGAUUAGACCACGUCGCACAUAAUCACGUGAAAGAUAUGUGGUUCACUGAAACUCUUGUAAUGGCAACUGGCAAGAUCGCUGCUCACGAAUCUCCAGAAGGUUACAUAGAACUAAUUAGGAAACUGUGGAAAUAUGCUAGACUAUUGUAUGAUACGCACGUGCAAAUGCCCUACCUUCAACCGUUCCAGAUUUCUUCCGAGUAUAUCGUGUUUUCUAUGGAUGUGCUCGAUUUCUCAAACACACUUCCAAAAUACAAUAAUUUUAUUGAUCGUCGUCCUAAAGGCUUCCCCUCGGUUUCGAUUCACGUGGAAAACGCCACCCAGGACACGCAUUCUUCGUGGUCCACUCGUUACGCCAAACUGGUUGCUUUGAAUAUCUCCCACACCAUGUGUGAAUUUUCUACUGGAGGAGUCUACACUGUUUUUGCGACAGCAGAUUCGACGUCCUACAUACAGCUGUCGCACUCCAACAUUAUCGUCGCUCCCAUACUCGCGGCACUCGCGCUGAUGCUGUGUGUGAUUUCUAUAGUACUCGCGUUAACCAGAAAAGCUGCAGGCGCACGUCGCAUCCGGCUUGGAUUCAUCAUCACUUUCAUGCUGAACGUCAUUAAUCUCUACUUUCUCAACAAAGUUCAACUAAAUGAGAGCUUAUGUCCUUUGCGCAAUGGCAUCCUUUCGUUCACCUCCAGUGCUCCGUUCAUCUGGCUGUUCCUCCAUUCACUUCACCUUUACCGUAUGCUCUCCGAAGGGAGCGCAAAUUCAAGCGGAACGCUGUGUUUCUUGCUCGGAGUGGUGCUUCCGGGAAUUCUGUCCUGUGCGACGUUCCUCUUCGGUUUCCACUGUGCAUUUGAUCCCCAACAGUGGCUAUUCUGGAUAACUGUCACACCGAUUGCCCUUAUGCUACUGGAGAUCAUCUGUAACAUCACGCUACUCGUCGCCUGCAUAUACAUUGUGAUUUGGAGUGCAUAUCCCGGAGGAAGGGAAUUUUCUAACACCACCACUACCAUGUGGCUUGACACUUCGCAGAAGAGUGGAAUUGCCGAGUCGGUGGCGCUUCGCUGUGAAAGCCCGCUUCUUCCAGAACCAGUGAAUGAAACUUGGUUGCCAGAGGCAAUUCCUGCUGAUCCGUACCUGACAUCAACUCCGAUUCGCGAUCACGAUCGAGAUCGAGAGAACCCCGUAGCCAACGCCAUUCUAUCUCCUGCCGAUAAAAUUCUCAGCGACGGCCUUGGCCAUGUUUAUGGUGAGGAUUUAUGCGAUUAUUUAUUGCCGAUUUCGUUCUUGUAA